Thrips palmi is the source of this 1396-nucleotide messenger RNA. RefSeq lists its product as uncharacterized. NCBI's taxonomy places the organism in Eukaryota, Metazoa, Arthropoda, Insecta, Thysanoptera, Thripidae. The coding region runs from base 146 to 1396 and encodes 416 amino acids. The transcript has 10 exons. The record is from RefSeq and is a predicted model, not a curated record.
GCCGCCGCCGGGGCGCCUGCAGGCCUCGGCCUCGGACAGCCCCGAGUACCGCGCCCCGCUCGAGACCUGGGACCGCGACUACCGGCGACUCCGCUCCAACAACACCCGAGUGCAGCACAUCGAAGCCGAGUGCCAGGACGACUACAUGAAAAUCCGCAUCGGCUUCAACGGCUCCUUCGGCGGCCUCCUGUACUCGUCAGGCUACGCGUACGACCCCGAGUGCGUGUACAUCAACGGCACCGGCCGAGACUACUACGAGUUCUACAUUCAGCUGAACCGCUGCGGCACGCUGGGCAAGAACUCACUGGGAGAGGACAGCCGGAAGAACCCCACGAAAAACUUUAUGUGGAACACGGUGACCGUGCAGUACAACCCCAUGAUCGAGGAGGAGUGGGACGAGCACUUCAAGGUGACGUGCGAGUACGGCUACGACUUCUGGAAGACGGUCACCUUCCCCUUCCUGGACGUCGAGGUGGCGACGGGCAACCCCGUAGUGUUCACGCUGUCCCCGCCCGAGUGCUACAUGGAGAUCCGGUACGGCUACGGCACGGGAGGCACCCGGGUCACUGGGCCGGUGCGGGUGGGCGACCCCCUCACCCUCAUCAUCUACAUGAGGAGCAAGUACGACGGCUUCGACAUCGUGGUCAACGACUGCUGGGCGCACAACGGCGGCAACAAGCGGAUCCAACUCAUCGACCAGUACGGGUGCCCCGUGGACGACAAGCUCAUCUCGAGGUUCCGCGGCACGUGGAGCGAGCAGGGCGCCUUCGAGACGCAGGUCUUCGCCUACAUGAAGACGUUCAGGUUCACGGGGUCGCCGGCGCUGUACAUCGAGUGCGACGUGCGGAUGUGCCACGGCCGGUGUCCGAGCCAGCCGUGCCACUGGAGGAACGCCAAGUCCGUGUCCAAGCGGUCCGUCGGCGAGCCCCUGGGGCUGACGGGACCGCUGGGGGCGUCCCAGACAGUGGGCCAGACGCUGGGCCAGACGCUGGGGCAGCCCACGCAGGCGCCGUCCGCGCUCUCCGAGAACGUCAACCUGUUCCAGAGCCUGAGGGUCCUGCAGGAGGGCGAGUCCCUGGACGGCGUCACCUCUGCCAACAGCACCCUGUCGGACCAGCUCAACUCGGUGUGCCUCAAGUCGGGCUCCUUCCAGACGCUGCUGGGGCUGGGCUGCUCGCUGCUGUGCCUGCUGGCCUCCACGGUGCUGGUGCUGUGCUGCCGCGUGCGCCGCCUGUCGACGGGCGCCUCGGCCAAGAGUUGUAGCUCCGCUCUGGAAGCAGUGUAUCCACCCAAGGCCCGCAGUCCCGACAGUGUGACUCUCGAGAUCAGCCUUCGACUGAAAGACCUGGGGACUCCCAGUGGAGCCAGCGUGUGGGUAGUUCGCACUUUGGGAUAA